AUGGCUGAAGAACAGAGCAAGAAACGUGCAAAAGAACAAAACAGUAAUGACGAUGAGAGCGAAGAUGAGAUGAUCGGGCCAUUGCCCGUCGAAGCAAGUAAACCAAAGAAGAAAAAAGUUUUAGAAUUCGAACAAGUAUACCUUGAUAACCUGCCUUCGUCAGAAUCCUACGAGAAAAGUUAUAUGCAUCGUGAUUUUAUUACGCACGUCGUCGUAACAAGGACUGACUUCCUUGUUACUGCAAGCUGCGAUGGGCACGUGAAAUUUUGGAAGAAAACUGAAGAAGGCGUUGAAUUUGUUAAGCACUACAGGGGUCACUUAGGAUCAAUAUGCUGUACAGCUGCAAGCGUCGACGGUCUUUUGUUCUGUUCUGUCGCAAAUGACAAAUCUCUAAAGGUCUUUGAUGUUGUAAAUUUUGAUAUGAUCAACAUGAUGAAAAUUGGGUAUGAACCUGGACAAUGUGAGUGGAUAUACUCACGCGGAGCUGCCAUUGCAGCUUUAGCUUGUUCUGAAAAAGAUUCUGGGAAAAUACAUAUUUAUGACGGGCGUGGUAAUAAUGUUCCUCUGAACACCAUUGGCAUUCACACUAAACCUAUUACUUUUAUCAAGUAUAAUUCAAAAUACGAUGUGGCCGUGUCUGCAGACGAGGCUGGCAUGAUAGAAUAUUGGUCAGGCUUAAAGGGAGAUUUCAAGUUUCCACAAAAUGUCAACUUUCAAUACAAAACGGACACGGAUCUCUUUGAGUUUAUCAUGUGUAAAGCAGUUCCAACGUCGUUGGCGUUCGCUCCGGAUGGCAAGCUAUUCGCAACGAUGGCUACGGACCGCAAAGUUCGCGUCUUUCGAUUUUUGUCGGGCAAAAAAGUUCGCGUAUUUGACGAAGACCUGCAAGUGUACACAGACAUGCAACAAUCCGGUCAGCAUUUGCCGGACAUGGAAUUUGGAAGGCGUAUGGCAGGGGAAAAGGAUCUAGAGAAGACUAAGAACUUGCGAUAUUCGAACGUCACGUUCGACGAAAGUGGUUACUUCUUGUUGUAUGCCACACUUUUUGGUAUAAAAGUUAUCAACAUUCACACGAAUCGUUGUGUGCGUAUUAUUGGUAAAAACGAGAACGUUCGCUUUCUAAGUUUGGCGCUGUACCAAGGAAAACCCAGCCAAGGAAAAGCUGCUAUUACAUUGGAAACAGAGGCAGCUGACAAUCCGUCUUUAAACAAAUCCACAACAGAUCCCACGAUAUUUUGUACCGCUAACAAAAAGAAUCGUUUUUAUGUGUUUACUAGAAGAGAUCCUGACCAAAGUGUUGAGGGAGAUAGAGAUGUUUUUAAUGAAAAACCUUCAAGAGAGGAAAUCUAUGCUGCAACUGAGUCAAGUGGAGGGUUAGAUCGUGUUGCUGAGAGCGUUGUUAUACACACAUCUAUGGGCGAUAUACAAGUAAAACUUUUUGUCAAAGAGUGUCCAAAAACUGUUGAAAAUUUUGUCGUGCACAGUCGAAAUGGUUAUUACAAUGGUCAAAUAUUUCAUCGUGUCAUAAAACAAUUCAUGAUCCAGACUGGAGACCCCUUAGGCGACGGUACUGGGGGUGAGUCGAUUUGGGGAGGAGAAUUUGAAGAUGAACUUCAUCAUAACCUGCGUCAUGAUCGACCUUAUACUUUAAGUAUGGCGAACGCUGGACCGAAUACAAACGGCUCUCAGUUCUUCAUAACAGUUGUGCCAGCGCCAUGGCUUGAUAAUAAGCACACAGUAUUUGGCCGCGUUGUGAGGGGUAUGGACGUCGUGCAAGAGAUAAGCAAUGUUUCAACCAACCCAAGAGACGACAGACCUUACGAAGAGGUAAAAGUGCUGAAUAUUGCCGUCAAGUAGAUUGUCAUCUACAGAUGCAUCGCUUUCAUCCUUAGGAUGCCCUUUGAGAAUGUCCAUGCCUGUAGAGAAUGCCCUUUGAGAAUGUCCAUGCCUGUGUUGAUCUUAUGUAUACAGGACCCUGUCUUGCAAUAUGCCUCACCACUUUCCCAUUGUAGCUCUUGCAACCAGGAAUGAUAAUUCUCGUGCCCACUGAUUCCACACAUUCCAUGUAAACGCCACGCCGGAGGUUUUAAAAUACUACAUUUUUUUACGCCAACACACGUGAAGUCUACUGCCAGCUGAUAAUAAACGGAAUCGUGGAAUGUAGUCAUGUAGGUAAUCAUCAAGUAGUGAGCCGGUUUAUUACUUUGAAAUCAUGAUAUCAAAGAAAGCAAGUCACUUGAUAAUCGUUAUUUAACUAUUGUAACAAAUGCCAAUGAAUAUGAAAUGAAAAACUAACUAAUUUGAUACACAGUGCAUUUUAAUCUGCCAAAAAUGGGCAGCGUCGCUCUUCGGAAUUUACCCUAUCCACAACCUUCGACACAUCAUACUGAUGUGCACGUCGAGAUGAAAAGAAUGUCAGGACACGAUGUGGUUUGAUGUGCUUGUCGCCCGUCAGAUACAAAGAUACGCCUUCUCUGAUGAUUUCUUCGGAAAGUUAAAUUGAAGGCAAACACCAGUUAACUUUGGUGCGUCGUGCCAAAGAGACAUUUACUUGGCUACCAGACUGCUGCUGAUUACGCAUCGAGUUAUAGAAGCUUUCAGCUAUCGCUUCGGGCCCACCUUUAGCCAAAGCAACGUCGAGUAAAACGCAUGUUGGAGACUUCGCAAUUUUGUACACGUCUUUGUUUGAGUAAAAAGAUGCAUAAAAACAGGAUUCAUUUAGCUUGACUCUGCGACUGUUUCCUGAGGAAUAAUGUAACACAACUGUAAAUCCAGCCCAGGUGUUCCCUCCGGUCUGAUCUCCACCAACAUCUCGGAGGGAAUGAUUUCUUCCUUGUCGUCGGCAGCCUCGAACCAUUCUGGACAUAGAGCUUUCCAAACUCCCUCCUGAACUGCCCUUUUUAAGCUACCCAUAUAAGAAUGUGCCAUGCGUAAAUCAAAGUUCAAGCCUGAAGCUUGGAUGUGGGGCAUUUUAGACACCGCUUUCAUCAGUCUUUUACACUGCUCUACGCCAUAAUCUUGAGCUUCACCUUCAGGACGGAAGAACGUGAUUUUUUCAUCAAAGAGGUACCACAGUUUAGGUUUACCAAAUUCGAUGCAUCGAACACUUCAAGCACUGUCAUCACCUCAUUCUCUAGAACUGGCUGAAUUCGUUUCUCUAACGCGCAAGCCAGGUCUUUCGAGAACCUUUGAUGAUCUUCAAUAACUUCUGAUUCUUCCCUCAUUUGCCACGUGAAGCGACUUUCGCCUGCAUCUCUUCCGUCAUCUUUCAUUAUUAGCCAUCCUUGUAAGAGUUGAACUCCUCUGAAAACGCCUCCUGGAUGAAGAUCCGCCUCUGCCUCAUUCACCCUUUUGAAGAAUCCAGGAUCCCCGUCUGCAGCUCUAUUUAGCUGUGCUUGAAGUGACGCAAUGCUUUUCUCUAUUUUAACCCACUGCUCAAAAGAUGAGCUUGUAAAUCGCUGAGUAGCGUACGAAACUGGUCGCCUUGCGUUUUCGUUAACCAUCUCUAAAAAAUGCAAAACCUUUUCCAUUGGCCAACACAUGAUUAAACACAUUGCAACGUUUGAUAAAUUGCCUGAAAAAUUAUCCUGACUUGGAAUUACUAUCUCGAACAUCCGUGACAGCCAGAUUUUAUAGAUGUGAUAUCAUCGUCAUCGUUUAAACCAAGGGCUUGACGAAGAUAUUUCUUACAGCCACUUGCUUGAUACGGGCCAUCUGCUGCAACGCCACACAGCUGCGAAUGAAUAUGCACACCAAAGUGAUCAGAUAUCCCAUUUAAAAUCUGCUUUGCAAGAACAUCAUAAGAAGCCUCUUUAAAUUCUGUGUAUACUGGUGGAGCAUCAACAGGAAUAGGACAAGCCUUGCCAUCUUUGCUUCUUGCCACAAUCAGAACGGCUUGAUUCGUUGUCCGGGAUGGCGUAGCUUUGUAGUCACCCAAUAAUGAGGUGGAAGUUAAGUGGAAGGGAGAGGGGUAGAUAGCCAAGAUUUGAUUUUUCCAUCUAUAACUUUUUCAAGACAAUAAACAAUGUCGUUGAAAUUAUUGCGUCCAUGUCCUAUUUUUCCGAUAUCCACCGAACAGCAAGCUAAAAGAGAGAGAAGAGUCUCGAAAUGCUUUGCAGCGGCACCAAGCUUGAGGUCUGCGAUUGCUGCACGGAAGAAAUUUCUGCAGGCUGUUGUCUCACGUUUCAAUUCUUCUUUUUUCUUUAUAUACCCAUUGUUUUGUGGUGCUUAGACGAUUCACUUCCUACCAAACAGAUAUGAUCAAUGCAACUCUUCUUAUGAUGAUACCAAAAUUGGUGAUGGCCACGAAUAAGAUGCUGCGAGGUUUCUUUAUCAAAAAAGAUUCCCGUGGAAAGCGCUCCAUUGCCUCUCGAAUUUAGCAACUCAUUAGCUUUGAACGGUGUCAAAGAUCGAAGGGUAGGUUUAGCAGCUAAAUGAAGCUCAUAACAAGGUGCACAUCGCAAUACACCACAUUCUGUACCUUCAUCAUGCGGGUAGUUUAUUCCGAAGAAAAAUUCUUUAAUUAAGUCCCAAAGGGAGUUCAUUUCAAUGGUUUUAGUCCCAACGCUCAGAGGUGAAAAUAUGCGAUUUUGACUAACACUUUUUAUCAGCCUCC
Dendronephthya gigantea is the source of this 4615-nucleotide messenger RNA. RefSeq names its product peptidylprolyl isomerase domain and WD repeat-containing protein 1-like. Gene Ontology annotation, biological process: protein peptidyl-prolyl isomerization. Gene Ontology annotation, molecular function: peptidyl-prolyl cis-trans isomerase activity; protein binding. Bases 1 to 1857 code for a protein of 618 amino acids. The record is from RefSeq and is a predicted model, not a curated record. The transcript has 15 exons. NCBI's taxonomy places the organism in Eukaryota, Metazoa, Cnidaria, Anthozoa, Malacalcyonacea, Nephtheidae.